ACCUUUCAUGUUCUCUCUUUUCUUCCAAGGAACUGGCAAAGUAUUUCCUGGCAGAGUUGCUCUCCGAUCCCAACCAGCCGGACAACGAGGCCCUGGCUUCAGACGACCUGUCCCGCGGGGCCGAACAAGAUGAGGUCAGGAUGGAACUCGAGCGAUCGGCCAACUUGAACCCGGGACUGACCCCUCGGGAGCGCAAAGCCGGAUGCAAAAAUUUCUUCUGGAAAACCUUCACUUCUUGUUAG
This is a messenger RNA of Notechis scutatus (mainland tiger snake), 242 nucleotides long. NCBI's taxonomy places the organism in Eukaryota, Metazoa, Chordata, Lepidosauria, Squamata, Elapidae. The record is from RefSeq and is a predicted model, not a curated record.